Arabidopsis arenosa is the source of this 784-nucleotide messenger RNA. The record is from the annotation of a GenBank genome assembly. Lineage: Eukaryota; Viridiplantae; Streptophyta; Magnoliopsida; Brassicales; Brassicaceae.
UCGUUCAAUCGACAAAGUAAAGGGAUAAAGAUGACAUUAGCAUUUUAUUUGAAAAUAAUGAAGUGUCUUCUUCAUGUUCUUGUGUUUAAAAUAAUCUUGUUGGCUUUAGCAUCUUCGUUUGUAUCUUGUUACGACCCAUCCCCUCUUCAAGACUACUGUGUUGCCACCAACGAAACUAAAGGAGUUUUCGUGAAUGGAAAGUUUUGUAAAGAUCCAAAACUAGUAACUGCCAAUGAUUUUUUUUAUUCUGGCCUAAAUAUCCCCGGAAACACCAACAACCCCCUUGGUGCAUCGGUCACCGAUGUUGAUGUUAGAAGAAUCCCUGGCCUCAACACUCUUGGGGUUGUCAUUUCCCGCUUAGAUUUCGCCCCCGGUGGUCAACUUUCAUCGCACAUACACCCACGUGCCUCCCAGAUCAUCUUAGUCCUCAAGGGAGAGCUCUCAGUCGGAUUUGUGUCUUCAAACGAGUACAACUAUAAGCUCUUUCCCAAGGUCCUUUAUCCCGGAGAUGUGUUUGUUUUUCCCAUCGGUUUGGUACAGUUUCAUGCUAACAACAAUGGGAAGACAAAUGCGGUUGCGAUUGGCGUAUACGGGAGUCAAAACCCCGGUGUGAUCCCCAUAGGUAACGCGGUUUUCGGGUCGAACCCCUUGAUUGAUCCAAAGCUUUUGGCUAAAGCUUUUGCGUUGGACGUGAACACAGUGCGACAUGUCCAGAGGGUGUUUUCUUCCGAUGAUUACAUAGCUAAUUAGUUUAAAAGAAUACCAAUAUAUACCUUUGUUCAGC